UUUUUUUUUUUUUUUAAAAAAAAGAACACUAAACCAAGCAAGCUAGCUAGCAUGGCAUCCAACGUGUUCGGACAGGCGGUGACUGACGAAAUGGUGCGGGUGCUCUUCCCCAACGCCAACCCAAUCACUAACUUGAACCGGGCAGAAGCAGCCUUGAGGUACAUAAACCACGAGGAUAGAGCUAUCAACGUGAACAGGUUUGUGCACAACCUCAAGGGCACGUGGGGCACGGGAACCUCCACGCUGGGCAUGGUGUACAACGCGACCGGCGGCAUCAUAUCCCUCAUGCAAGCCCACUCAUGGGAAGGCAACGUCUGGGGCCUACCCUUCCCUAUGAUCGUCCAAAACGGGCAGUGGUUCGGGUUUCUCUUUGUCCGUGAUCGCCUAAUGGGCUCUGCUAAGGGGGGUCUCGUCUAUAGAGGUAGGGACAACUCCGGGAAUAACCGUGAUUGGUUGAUCUCGUGGGAAACCACCCGCAUGAAUGCCCAGAACCGCGUGUUCGCCCAGGUUCGACUGUCGAAUAGUUUCAAUGCGUUGAAUUGGGGCACUAUCAACUUAUCAAUGGGAAGACAGCUUAACAAUUUUUCUAUUAUCGAAAAUGGAGGCUUUGCGAUCGUGGAGAUUAGGACGGGCAGUUCGCCCGAGUUUACUGGGAUAUUGUCGCUAGACAGUUUGUCCCCCCAAGCCAUGACUCAUGCUUCUGAUUUAAGGGUCGUCUUGCCGUUGCUCGACUCCAAAUACAAUGAUCUUGAUGCCACUGAAGAGGGUGGAGAGAAUAAUGAGGCAACUCCUGCUGCUACUGCUACUACUGCUGAGUAAUCGGCUUAUUGGAAUUUUAAACAUUACUAUUAUAUAGAUUUCCUCAAAUUAUAUUAAUAUUAAUAAUAUGGAACAAUUGAGGCAAGUGUAUGGUUACUACUGUUCAAUUGGCCAAGUCUAUUUGGGGGGAGAUGGUAGUAGUGUUGGAUGUAUUAACCACCAAUGUUGGUUCUUGUUGUGCAUUUUCGUUGCUUGUGGUAAUAAAAUCAAUGGUAGUAGAGUUGGAUGUGUUAACCUCCAAUGUUGGUUCUUGUUGUGCAUUUUCGUUGCUUGUGGAUGUGGUAAUAAAAUUAAUUUUAUACACGUU
Messenger RNA from Striga asiatica, 1126 nucleotides. Lineage: Eukaryota; Viridiplantae; Streptophyta; Magnoliopsida; Lamiales; Orobanchaceae. The record is from the annotation of a GenBank genome assembly.